Neoarius graeffei (lesser salmon catfish) is the source of this 1048-nucleotide messenger RNA. It is a transcript of the gene mrpl45, whose product is annotated as mitochondrial ribosomal protein L45. The transcript has 8 exons. Lineage: Eukaryota; Metazoa; Chordata; Actinopteri; Siluriformes; Ariidae. The record is from RefSeq and is a predicted model, not a curated record. Gene Ontology annotation, cellular component: mitochondrion. The coding region runs from base 21 to 968 and encodes 315 amino acids.
AAGAAGAAGAGGAGGAGAAAAUGGCGGCCUCCAUUUGCAGGACGUUAAACUUCCUUCAUCAGAGCACAUGCAGUAAUUUAAAGUGUGUUGGGCUUUUCCUGGAUGUGCAAUGGCCCCAGGCUGCACUGAUUCCCGUUCGCACCAAGAAGCGCUACUUCAUCCCUCCAGCUGUGGGGUUGAAGGAAAAGUCACACUCUGAGCAGGAGGCGAAGGCGCGCGCUGCAGGAGUGGUCAUCAGACAGGAGUACAUGGAGAGACCCAUCAACAUCUCCUGCACGGCCGGAGUCUUUGAUCCAUACAUCCCUCCAGAGGGCGAUGCUCGUCUCUCCUCUCUGUCCAAAGACGGGUUGAAACAGCGCACAGAGCAGCUGCGACAGAGUGCUGCCUCACAGCUGGCGAUGCGCAAAAUAAAGGAGCACGACCCAGAGUUCUCUUCGAAAGAGUUCGCCGUGCGAGCAAAGGAAAUCUUCAUCGAGGCUCAUUUGGCUCUAAUGCAGUUCAACAAAGAGAAACUUCAUUCUUUGGUCACGGAAAGGUGUUACCCUGAGAUGGUUCGAGGGAAUAGGUAUAAAACACUGCGAUGGCGCUUUGUUGAGUCUCUGGAGCCGCCACGCUUGGUCCAUGCUAGAUGCCCGGACAUGAUCAGUAAGGGCAAUCUGUACGGUCAAGUAACGAUCCGCAUGCACUCGAGACAGACAUUGGCAAUCUAUGACCGAUUUGGUCGCUUGAUGCUUGGAGAUGAAGACGAGCCCAGGGAUGUCCUGGAGUACUUGGUGAUGGAGAGACACCUGGUCAACCCAUAUGGCCUUUGGAGACUCCACGGCAAGAUUGUUCCAGCAUGGGCGCCACCUAAAGGACCCAUCCUUAAGACUGUUAUGAUCCCAGGCCCCAAGCUAAAGCCAGAAGAGGAGUUUGAGACUCUUAAUUAUGAGGUGCCAAAGCCCAAGGCAGUACAGUGGCAUAAAUAAGCUGUAGGGUGGGAUGUUCAAGUCGUCUUUGUACAGAUUUAAUUAUUGACCUGUGAAAUAAACUAAUGUUCCUGAAACUG